Messenger RNA from Marchantia polymorpha subsp. ruderalis, 2273 nucleotides. NCBI's taxonomy places the organism in Eukaryota, Viridiplantae, Streptophyta, Marchantiopsida, Marchantiales, Marchantiaceae. The record is from the annotation of a GenBank genome assembly.
CAGAUCAGUUAGAUACAGAGUUAGGGAUUUUGCUGAACCUAAGAUGGAAGACUCCCACAGUAAUGAAGUCAUCGAUAAUCCGAAGGAACCCAACUCUGAGAGAGGACGAGAGAGCUCUUCUUGCUCACAUGAAAUUUCUUUAAGUCCAUUGAAUGGUCAAUGAAGCUUGGGUCAGAACAGAGAACAAUCAUGAUUGCCUGGUCGAGGAAGCUUGGACUCGUUCGAGACUGCGAGCUCUUCCAUCAUUGUCAUAAUUGCCGGAAGUCCAAUGAGCGCUCGCUCGUCGUUCUCGAGACGAAGACAGCUUUUCUAUGUCGUACGAGAAAUCGAGACUUAAGCGCAUAAUUUACUUUGGAGAGAAACAAUCCAAACUAUUCGAGCGAUCGCAAGACGUGACCAGACGCCGACUCAGAGGUUGACUUGCAAUGAUUCUGAAACAGUGAAGUUCAAACCUUCUGAUCGCAGCUUUCUUCCGGAGACCCGAUAGGUAUCGAAGUUCUCGACUCCAUCAUCCGAGAUUGUCUCCCAGGACUCACCAGUUCCGCAAUUCCGCAUAUUCCGCGUUUUUAGUCGAGAUUAGAGGCACCUAAAGUUUCAGGGACAAUUCUGUUGUUUCCAACUCGAAAACAAGGCCCUCCUGUCACCUUCGCGUCGUUGUCUACGUUGUGGUGCAUAAGCUGGCGGUGGGCAUCGGGGGAAGGUCGACUGAAGGAGAUUGUGUACGGGAACCGAUCACCCGAUGGGUCCAAUCACACUGGACAUGAUCCGCAGACGAGCCGAGCACAACGAUGGAGUGCUCGAGACGCUCGAGGAGCUGGUUCUGCAGGAGGAAGGCAUUGACAAAAUCGAGACGCUUGGACGACUUUGCCCCAACCUCAAGAUUCUCUACAUGCCCAAUAAUCUAAUCCCCAGACUCGAAAAUCUGAAUCGACUCAAGGCACUGGAGUACUUGAAUCUAGCCAUCAACAAUAUCACGAAGUUAGAUGGACUCGAGGGAUGUGAAAUGCUCAACAAGCUGGACAUGACGCUGAACUUCGUCGACCAAGAAGGACUGAUCACAGCGACCAAACUUCGUGCAAACAUCCACCUGAAAGAACUAUACUUAUCUGGCAAUCCAUGCACGGACUAUCCGGGCUACCGAAAAUUCGUCAUUGCCGCUGUUCCAUCCCUUCAGCUCCUCGAUGCUCACAAAAUCAAGCCUUCGGAGAGAAUAGCAGCUCAGCAGGAGUUUCAUCUGCUGUGUGCAGAAGUUUUGGACUCUUGCACUGCGCAACCUGUUGCAAAUGUCAGCACAUCGGAGCAAGAACUACCACAACUAAACGAAAAGGGGGAAGUUGUCCGUGAUUAUACUGUGGCGAACAGAGUAAAAGAACACAAUGAGAUGCAGCAAAUCAGAGAAGAGCAAGAAAACAAAUCGAAGCCAAAAACAGAAGAGCGAAAAUCUAGGAGGCGAGCAGGCUUUGACCCAUUGCCCUGCGAAGGCCGCACAUAUCAAAAGAACGAAGGCAGCCUGGACUUCAAGCUCGUGGAGAGCGACUGUGGACGACAUGUCCUCUGUGAUGUAGCUGUCGGGCGCUAUCUGGACACAUCCUUGAUCGACGUUGACAUCCAACCAUCAUGGAUACGCAUUCUUGUGAAAGGAAAGCUCCUGCAGUUGCGACUUCCUUGCGAGGUGAAAUCAGAUGAGAGCAUUAUUCAGCGAUCAGCAACUACCGGGCGUUUGUUGGUGACCAUGCCGAAAGUCGUGUCCGAUCCUCGAUGGAAGGAUGUGUAUUCUGCUGCUUCGGCCUUACCUCAUAUCAGAUCCAAAACGAACAAAUUCGUUGAUACGACGAGAACGAGGCGUGAAAAUUGUGUAGAGCCAUCAGCAGCUGUCGACAUACACGACAUUGUGAUCGAUGCAACACCAACUGCCAAACAAGGCGACGCGGUGAUUACCCAACGCGAGCCGCAACGAGCCAAGAUGACCGAACAUGACGCCAAAGUGAUGGAAACGGAAAAGUCCGAAGAUCAGGAGCUCUCGUUUAACUGGGAGGACGACAUACCCGCGUUGGAGUGAAAUCGCUACAUUUUAAUUCUUCUCAACUUUGUGUACAUUAUUCGUUGCAAUCUUGCAUCAAAAAGGCCUAUAAAGCGCAGAGGGGCACAGUCCGGGCUGCCACAGAAAGUCCAAGUGGGGCAAAUCCAAUCACUAACAAAGGUGAUCCAUUCUGUAUACCUCGCGGAUUACGACAGUAACUGCAUACUUUCUCUCUUCAAUUCCACCGUCCCCC